Talaromyces atroroseus is the source of this 714-nucleotide messenger RNA. Its product is annotated as Eukaryotic translation initiation factor 4E-1. The record is from RefSeq and is a predicted model, not a curated record. Gene Ontology annotation, cellular component: cytoplasm; eukaryotic translation initiation factor 4F complex. Gene Ontology annotation, molecular function: RNA 7-methylguanosine cap binding; translation initiation factor activity. NCBI's taxonomy places the organism in Eukaryota, Fungi, Ascomycota, Eurotiomycetes, Eurotiales, Trichocomaceae. Bases 1 to 714 code for a protein of 237 amino acids. The transcript is spliced from 3 exons. Gene Ontology annotation, biological process: translational initiation.
AUGGCGACUGCAACUGAGAACGGCGCUGCCCCUGCUCCUGCGAUCAGCGAGAAGACCGAACAGAAUGGCGACGUUGUCACUGUUUUCCACGACCCCGAAAACUUUAAUGUCAAGCAUCCAUUGAUGAACGAAUGGACUCUGUGGUUUACCAAGCCUCCGAGUGGAAAGGGUGAUAACUGGAACGACCUCCUUAAAGAGGUGGUGACUUUCGGCUCAGUUGAAGAAUUCUGGGGCAUCUACAAUAACAUCACUCCUACCUCCGAACUCGGUCUCAAGGCCGACUACCAUCUAUUUAAGAAAGGCAUCCGCCCUGAAUGGGAGGACCAACAAAACAAGCACGGUGGCAAAUGGUCAUAUUCCUUCAAAGACAAGCGCGCUGUUCCCAUCGACGAACUCUGGUUGCACGCACAACUCGCUGCUAUUGGCGAAACUCUCGAGAACGACGAAGACAACGAGGUCAUGGGUGUUGUCGUCAACGUACGCAAGGGUUUCUACCGUAUCGGUCUGUGGACCCGCACUGUUGGCAAGAGCCUUCCGGGAGACAAGAGCACCGGAGCCCGCUCUGCUGCCAAGGGCAAGGAAGUGUUGGAGAAUAUUGGACGUCGAUUCAAGGAAGUGCUGCGUUUGAAGGAUGCAGAUGUUGUUGAAUUCUCUGGUCAUACUGAUAGUGCAAACGCUGGUAGCACUCGCGCCAAGGCCAAGUACACUGUCUAA